Acanthochromis polyacanthus (spiny chromis) is the source of this 3218-nucleotide messenger RNA. Its product is annotated as flavin-containing monooxygenase 5-like. Gene Ontology annotation, molecular function: N,N-dimethylaniline monooxygenase activity; flavin adenine dinucleotide binding; NADP binding. The record is from RefSeq and is a predicted model, not a curated record. The transcript is spliced from 11 exons. The coding region runs from base 1229 to 2920 and encodes 563 amino acids. Lineage: Eukaryota; Metazoa; Chordata; Actinopteri; Pomacentridae.
UUUUGAGGGUCUUUUUGGCCUCCUUAGCUCAGCCUUUGCUUGUUGGUGAAGUCCCUGUUGCCAGGCAACCCCAUCAAAGUCUUAAUCUCUGUUUACAACUGACAACCACUCACAGUGGACUAUGCAAUAAUGCUGUAAAAUCAGCUAAAGCCAGUUGUUUCUCUGAGCUUCGACCCCUGAAAGGAGCCAGGUGAGGUGGUUUAGGCAUUUAGUUGGGAUGUUCAUCAAACACCUCAGUGUGGAGACAUUACAGGCAGUGAGACCACCUAUAUGUCCUUUGACCUCCUUUGGAUGUCCCAGAGGGAACUGAAAGAAGUAACUAAUUAGGUAAAUAACUAAUGAGGAAUUGAUUCUGUCCUGAGCACUCAGUCGUUUUGUUGCCAAUCUGCAUAAGAUCGACAACAAAAAUGCAUUUUCUGUAAAAAGUGAAACAAUUUAUCUUCUGUUGACAAAAUAAUGAUAAUUUCAAACAGAAGAAUUACAAUCAGUUGAAGAAGAAACCUAAUUUAUGUGCACAUAUACCUCAGAACAACACACAAAAACAUAACAAUGCAAUUUUGAUUAAAAAUACUCCUAGUUCAGUCCUGGUUGUCCUCAAAAACGCAUCAGGGCUCCUCUCUGAAUUAUGCUCCAAGUUAAAAUCUACUUUACAUGAAUGUUAUUUUUGCUACUGCACUACCUUUACUCCAUUACAUUUCACUUCUGCUAUGCAACAUUUGCCUGACAGUUUUAGUUAUGUCUAAGAUAAAGAUUUACACAAUAGGUAACAUAACAAGCUUUAGAACAAACAAAACACUGUAGAAGAUUAAACCAGUGGUUUGCAACCUCUGUUGGAGAGAGAGAGAGGGUAUUACACUGGAAAACUAGAGAUAAGCAUUUCCACUUGUGUGAACAAUUGUGUGAGUGGGUGUGGGCUUUAUGGUAGGAAUCUGUAAUAAUCACAGUUUGAACAGUGCAUUCUUGUGAAUGAUUUAAAAUUGGCCAACUUCAGCCUUUCCUUCAUUUGUUUUUCCCUGUAAGCCAAAGCUACUUCUUCAGCACGAUACAGCAUUGCUCUUGAAAGCAUUUGGAGAUAUUUCCCUUCACUGAACAGGGUUAAAGUCCUUCCUCUGCAACACUGUUUAACUGAUUGGGUGACAAGCAACAGUUGUUUAACAUCUGACCGCAGCUGCACAGGACUCGCAAUCAGCUUACUGGAGAAGGUUCUUCCACGCACAAGUGCUGAGCAAUGGUUGGCCGUGUGGCGAUAAUUGGAGCAGGCAGUUCAGGUCUGGUCUGCAUCAAGACCUGCAUCGAUGAGGGCUUGGAGCCCGUCUGCUUUGAAAGAAGUGAUGACAUUGGUGGCCUGUGGAAAUUCAAGGAAUCCCCUGAGCCAGAGCAAGCCAGUAUUUACCGCUCCUUAGUGGUCAAUACCUCCAAAGAGUUUAUGUGUUUCAGUGAUUUUCCCAUGCCUGCUCACUAUCCAAACUUCAUGCAUAACUCUCAACUGCUGCAGUACUUCAGACUCUAUGCUGAGCAUUUUGACUUGCUCAAACACAUUAGCUUUCAGACCAUGGUGAAGAGCGUCACACAAAGACCAGAUUUCUCUGUGUCUGGUCAGUGGGAUGUAGUAACCAUAAACAGGAAUGGGGAGGAAGAAAAACACAUUUUUGAUGCAGUUCUGGUGUGUUCAGGUCACUACACACAUCCAGCCUUACCACUGUCUGAAUUCAAAGGACAUGAGACUUUCUCUGGCCGGUGUCUUCACAGCUGGGAAUAUAAAGACGCAGAUGACUGCAGAGGAAAGAGGGUGGUGGUGGUUGGCCUUGGCAAUUCUGGAGGAGAUAUUGCUGCAGAGAUUAGUAGAUCUGCAGAGAAGACAUUUCUCAGCACCCGUCAGGGUUGCUGGGUGAUAGGCAGGAUGUCCAGCAAUGGCCUGCCUGUGGACAUGACAUAUAUCACCAGGUUCAACACCAUCCUCCUACAGCUUCUUCCCAAGACUUUGUUGAACUGGGCAGCAGAGAGAACACUGAACCAGCGAUAUGACCACAGUCUGUACGGCCUGAAACCCAGUCACAGAAUUAUGGACAAAAAGCCGUUGAUCAAUGAUGAUCUUCCUCACCGAAUCCUUCAGGGAACGUUAGCUAUGAAGCCCAAUCUAACAGGGUUCAAGGGAUCAGGAGUUGUAUUUGAAGAUGGCACAGUGGAGGAGAACAUCGAUGCUGUGGUCUUUUGUACAGGUUAUAAUGGCACAUUCCCAUUCCUCCCCUCAGCUCUGUCUGAAGGACCUCAUGGAGAGUUGACACUGUACAAAAGAGCAUUUCCUCCAUCCCUGCAACACCCCACGCUGGCCAUUAUGGGUCUUUUCCAAGCUAAAGGGCCAAUCAUGCCUUUGGUGGAAAUGCAGGCACGUUGGGCUGUUAAGGUCUUUUCAGGUUUGAGCUGUCUUCCAUCUGAGGAGAAAAUGCUGAAAACCAUUGAGUCUGACAGACGGAUAAACAUGCAAAGCUACCCCAACCCACAACAGGCUGCUCUGCAGGUAGAUUACAUCCCAUACCUGGAUUUCAUUGCUGGGGAGAUAGGUGUUCGACCAAACCUCCUGAGCCUCCUUCUGAGGGAUCCUGUGCUCUGGAUGAAGGUCUUCUUUGGUCCCUGCACUCCUUAUCAGUUUCGUCUCACUGGGCCUGGACGGUGGGCUGGAGCCCGACAGGCCAUCCUCACUCAGUGGGAACGAGUUGUUCAGCCUUUCAGAACCAGAGAGGUACCAGAACCAAAGAUCAGGAGAUCAGUCCUGUGUUCUCUUUGGCUGCUCACAUGUGGGGGAAUGCUGGUAAUGGCUGUGGUCUUGUUUAAAAAUAAGACCAUCCCAAUGCUGCAAGGUGCAGCUCAGAUUCUGGAGAGCAGCAAGACUUUCCUUGGGGACUUGUGGUUCACUGCAUGACCAAAAAUCAUGAUGCAAAAUGUAUGAAUGGGCAGUUAUCAAGCAACUGCUUUGUAUUAUUGACAAAUAUUUGCUAUGCAUUCAUUGAUACACAGUCCACAGGUCUGGUCUUUUGUGAUGACAUACAGAGACAGUUGCAGUCUUUCACUUCUGAUGUAGCCCACAAAUGCUGUAGUGUAGUAAAAAAAUAAAAAAUUAAAGUAGUUUAGAAAACAUGUUCUGUUUAUAUGUCUGAACACAUGCAUGGAACAACUACAGGUUCAUUUGCAGGACUGAUUGUUUUGUAGCUCUAUGACAG